AUGUCCAGUGGGAAUUUUACCAGGCUCCUACCCACCGCAGCUGGAGAGAUCGUCCUCGAACCUCUCCAGCUGCGGUGGGUAGGAGCCUGGAAUUUUACCAGCAAUGAGGCGACUGAAUUUGAACGCCUUGGGGACAAAUACGCGCGUACGCUUCUUGAACUUGACGAACCACUGGUCACUUUCUCCGGUCCAUAUGCCGCAUUUGUCGCCAUGCUCAUACUUGAACUUCUCGGCCUCAGAUUGUGCGACUUAGAUUGCUUCCAAACCAUGAACAAGCUCGAUCUCUUGGUUGAAGACUUUCUUCUUGGGAUUAUAGCCGCGGAACAACUCGGGCUCUGCGGGGAGAUCGAAAACUGUCUGAUAAAGCAGCUUCUGACGUCCUUGUCGUCGAUGAGCUCGCCAGUCUUACCCAUCGAAGUGCUUCAUGUAACCCAUAAGCUAGGCCAUCUCGAUCCAGCCCUCAAUCGUGGACACGCCUCGUGCCUCCAUUUCCCAACGAGUUCGCGAACUACCCCAAGGACCGACUUCAGCGAAUCCAGUGACGACGACAACCUUCUCCAGAUUGAUGAUGCCAUGGAGUUUCUCGAGAUCAUGCAGGGAUAA
This is a messenger RNA of Suillus subalutaceus, 603 nucleotides long. RefSeq lists its product as uncharacterized. Lineage: Eukaryota; Fungi; Basidiomycota; Agaricomycetes; Boletales; Suillaceae. The coding region runs from base 1 to 603 and encodes 200 amino acids. The transcript is spliced from 3 exons. The record is from RefSeq and is a predicted model, not a curated record.